This is a messenger RNA of Lampris incognitus (smalleye Pacific opah), 1035 nucleotides long. RefSeq names its product melanocortin receptor 5-like. Gene Ontology annotation, cellular component: membrane. Gene Ontology annotation, molecular function: melanocortin receptor activity. Bases 1 to 1035 code for a protein of 344 amino acids. NCBI's taxonomy places the organism in Eukaryota, Metazoa, Chordata, Actinopteri, Lampriformes, Lampridae. The transcript has 4 exons. The record is from RefSeq and is a predicted model, not a curated record. Gene Ontology annotation, biological process: G protein-coupled receptor signaling pathway.
AUGAAUUUGACUGAGGAAUCCUCUUACCACCAUGAGCUGUGGUUUGGUAACUCUACCUUGGGUAACUAUUACAGUCACCAGAACUACACCCUCCCCCUUUCUUCAGUAUCGGGCAAGACCAGCACAUCUAAGAUUUCAACAUGCGAGCAGAUCCACAUUGCCACAGAGGUCUUCCUGAUCCUGGGUAUUAUCUCUUUGCUGGAAAACAUCCUUGUCAUCACCGCCAUUGUGAAAAAUAAGAACCUUCACUCACCUAUGUACUUCUUUAUCUGCAGUUUGGCCGUAGCUGACAUGCUGUUCAGCGUGACCAAUGCCUGGGAGACCAUCAUCAUUUACCUACUCAACAACAGACAGCUGGUGGUGGAGGAUCACUUCAUCAGGCAGAUGGACAAUGUGUUUGACUCCAUGAUUUGCAUUUCGGUCAUGGCUUCCAUGUGUAGCCUCCUGGCUAUCGCUGUGGACCGGUAUGUAACCAUCUUCUACGCAUUGAGGUACAACAAUAUUGUGACAGUAAAAAGAGCUGGCUGCAUCAUCGGUGGUAUCUGGACCUUCUGCAUGGUCUGCGGGAUCAUCUUCAUCAUCUACUCAGACGCCGUGCCUGUCAUCAUCUGCCUAGUCUCCAUGUUCUUUGCCAUGUUGCUGCUCAUGGCCUCUCUCUACAGCCACAUGUAUAUACUGGCACGCUCACACAUCAAGCGCAUUGCUGCGCUGCCUGGCCACAACUCCAUCCACCAGCGGGCCAGCAUAAAGGGGGCGAUCACGCUGACCAUCCUCCUGGGGAUUUUCAUUGUCUGCUGGGCUCCGUUCUUCCUCCACCUCAUUCUGGUGAUCUCCUGUCCCCGAAACCUCUACUGUGUGUGUUUUAUGUCCCACUUCAACAUGUACGUCAUCCUUAUCAUGUGUAACUCCAUAAUCGACCCACUGAUCUAUGCCUUCAGGAGUCAGGAGAUGAGGAAGACCUUCAAGGAGAUCAUCUGCUGUUAUAGUUUGAGAAAUGCCUGUGCCAACAUCUGCACUCUGACAGGCAAGUGCUGA